GCACUGUGCAGCCAGCACCCAUGACUACAUCCCGGUCUGGGUGGGCCAGGAUUCCCCUGCCUGGGCCCUCUGUGGCCACCUUCCUGCAGUUUUUGUUCCUGGGGCUGAGUGCCCUCGCAUCACCCUCAAGAGCCCAACUGGAGCUGCAUGUGCCUGCAGGCCUGUCCAGGUUGCAAGCGGCGGAAGGUUCCGAGGUGGUGCUGCCCGUGUGGUAUACCCUGAAUGGGGAGUUGCCUUCAUCUCAGCCUUGGGAGGUGCCUGUGGUGAGGUGGUACUUGUAUCAGAAAGGGAAGCAAGAGAUCCAUGUGUUAUCUUAUGGCAUUGGAGGUAUGUACAGCAAGCCCAGAGCAUCUCUGCUCUACCCUGAGCCCUCCCGGAACAUGUCACUUCGGCUGCAGGACCUCCAAGAGGAAGACUCUGGGUCUUACCGUUGUACUGUGUUUAUAUAUGACAAUCAAUUAAAAGAGCUGGGACACCGCAUCAUAAGCUUGGAUCUGGAUGUGCUGGUUCCUCCUACUUCUCCAUCCUGCCAUCUCCAGGGCGUGCCCCGUGUGGGGAACAAUGUGGCCCUGAGCUGCCAGUCCCCAAGGAGUAAGCAUGCUGUCCAAUACCAGUGGGAGAGGCUGCUCCCAUCCUCCCAGGUCUUCUAUCCACCAGUUUUAGAUCCCAUUCGUGGGUCCUUAAGACUAACAAGCCUGUCCACUUCCGUGUCCGGAGUCUACAUCUGCAAAGCCCACAAUAUUGCUGGCAGUGCCCAGUGCAAUAUCACCCUGGAAGUGUGCACAGGGCCUGGGCCUGCAGUGGUUGCUGGAGCUGUUGUGGGCACGCUGAUUGGAUUAGGCCUGCUGGCCGGGUUGGUCCUUUUGUACCAACGCUGGAAUCAUGGCCUAUAGGAGCCAGCUCAUGAUAUCAAGGAGGAUGCCACCGCGCCCAGGACCCUGCCCUGGCCCAAGGGUUCAGAUACACUCUCCAAGAAUGGAACCCUUUCCUCUGUCACCUCAGCACGAGCCCUCCGACCACCCCACGGCCCUCCCAGGCCGGGCACACUAACUCCCACGCCCAGUCUGUCUACCCAGGCCCUGCCCUCACCAAGGCUGCCUAGAACAGAGGAAGCCCAUCUUCAGGCAGGGUCACCAAGCCCUGGCAGAGUUUCUUCCUCUGCUCUGGGUCGCAUGGGAGCUGUGGCUGUCAUAAUGCCUGCCCAGAACCAUGCUGGGUCUCUGGUGUGAUGGCCCCCCCACUCCUUCUGGUUUCUCUCCUUUCUAGAGGGUCUCUCCUAGGACAGAGGUCAAUUCUGGGAGAGCGACACAUUCCAGAUCAACAAUCCUCUGCUCCCCCUUAUCUUUAUGAGAAAAUUGAGAAUCAUGAGAAGCUAAAUUCUAGGAAGUAGAAGGAACAGAGACAGUGGGCCUGGUGUUUGCAAGACCCUCCUCCCUCUCCAUCCCACCCAAUAUACACAGCUGAGUGCUAAUAAGACUGGCUACUCCCCAAGGCCUUUGUGGGAAUUGCCAGUCAGUGGCUCCUCUAGGCUCCCCUCUUUGUCCGUCAUCCCUACCUAACGUCAUCCUCUGCCCUCAUCCAGUUUCUGGCAUUAAUUCAUCUAAAUGGUCCUGCUGGCUUGCUUGGUUUUUUGUAGGCAGGGGAUAGGGAAGAUAUUUUUUUAAAAACUAACUUGAAAUGUCAUUUUGCUUUUGUAAACAUCAAUAAAGACAAACUGUGCAUGUAUAAAAAGUGA
This is a messenger RNA of Echinops telfairi (small Madagascar hedgehog), 1735 nucleotides long. RefSeq names its product endothelial cell adhesion molecule (gene ESAM). The coding region runs from base 21 to 893 and encodes 290 amino acids. Gene Ontology annotation, molecular function: cell-cell adhesion mediator activity. The record is from RefSeq and is a predicted model, not a curated record. Gene Ontology annotation, biological process: homophilic cell-cell adhesion. Gene Ontology annotation, cellular component: adherens junction; plasma membrane. The transcript is spliced from 7 exons. NCBI's taxonomy places the organism in Eukaryota, Metazoa, Chordata, Mammalia, Afrosoricida, Tenrecidae.